AUGCAAUCGACUGUCUACGAUAUGAUGUUGGGCCAAUGGAUUCGUGGCUCCCUUCAGGAUCCCUCUCAAGUAUACAGCACCGCCGUUUCCAGUAUCAUCCAAGCAAUCGACUCGAUGGCAAAGGCCAAGAAGCUAGGUCAGGAAGAGAAAGACGCUGAGGAGCAGGAGAUUGAAAAGAAGCGGAAGAACUUCAUCGUGAUGAUUAUUAGCGUGGUUCUUGUUGUCGUCCCUUUUGUCGGUGAAGAGGCUGCUGCUGCCGCCGGUAUGGCUACACUUGCACGCAGUAUUGCUGUGGCAUGUGAGGCUGCUAACACCGGACUUGCCUUGUACGAUACAGUGCAGGACCCGAAGUCUGCUUUGAUCAAUGUGAUUGGCAGUGCUCUUAGGGUUGGUUCAAUUACUAAGGCUGAACUUAGCAGCAAAGGCCUUUCCGAUGUCGCCAAAAUUCGAGCGCAAAUGAAGGCAUCUGAUAUUGCGAAUAUGGGAGAUUUGUUCAAGGCAGACGACGACACAUUACAGAGUAUUCUGAAGGGUUGCAGACUGACUUAG
Messenger RNA from Penicillium angulare, 549 nucleotides. RefSeq lists its product as uncharacterized. The transcript is spliced from 2 exons. NCBI's taxonomy places the organism in Eukaryota, Fungi, Ascomycota, Eurotiomycetes, Eurotiales, Aspergillaceae. Bases 1 to 549 code for a protein of 182 amino acids. The record is from RefSeq and is a predicted model, not a curated record.